GGGCCGGGCUGGGGUGUGCAAGGCGCACGCGCGGGUUGUAGGGGGGGGACCCGUGCGCGCGGCGCGUGCGCGUGGCGUCGGUGUGUAUGUGAGGCUCUGACGGGUUCAAAAUGGCGGCGGCGGCUCCUGUAAGAGGACAAAGGCGCAGGAGAGACCUGGAGGAAGAGGACGACGACAGCAGUCCUGGCGUGUCCUUCUCGCUCUCUUCCGAGGAGUCGGAGAUGGAGCCCGAGGAAGAACGGAUCCGAUACAGCCAGAGAUUGCGUGGCACGAUGAGGCGGCGUUACGAGGACGACGGCAUCUCCGAUGAUGAGAUUGAAGGGAAGAGGACCUUUGACCUCGAGGAAAAGCUGUCCACCAACAAGUUUAACUCCACUUUCGUGGUCUUUAUGGAAGGCAAAGACUUCACAGUUGAGUAUAUCCAGCGGGGUGGCCUGAGGGACCCGCUCAUCUUCAGGAGCUCGGACGGCCUGGGGAUAAAGAUGCCGGAUCCGGACUUCAGCGUGAACGAUGUGCGGCUGUGUGUGGGGAGCCGACGGAUAGUGGAUGUGAUGGAUGUGAACACGCAGCGGGACAUCGAGAUGUCCAUGGCGCAGUGGGCACGCUACUACGAAACGCCGGAGGAGGAGCGGGAGAAACUCUACAACGUCAUCAGCCUGGAGUUCAGCCAUACCAAACUGGAGAACCUGGUGCAGAGACCUGCUACGGUGGAUUUGAUUGACUGGGUUGAUAACAUGUGGCCCAGGCACCUGAAGGAAAGUCAGACAGAGUCUACCAAUGCCAUCCUGGAGAUGCAAUAUCCAAAGGUGCAGAAAUACUGUUUGAUGAGUGUCAAGGGCUGCUACACAGAUUUCCAUGUGGACUUUGGUGGCACUUCUGUGUGGUACCACAUCCACCGAGGGGGAAAGAUCUUCUGGCUGAUCCCUCCCACACCCCAGAAUCUGGAGCUCUAUGAAAACUGGCUUCUCUCAGGGAAGCAGGGAGACAUUUUCCUUGGGGACAGAGUGUCAGAGUGCCAGCGCAUCGAGCUCAAGCAGGGCUACACAUUUGUCAUCCCCUCAGGUUGGAUCCAUGCUGUGUACACUCCCAUGGACACGCUGGUUUUUGGCGGCAACUUCUUACACAGCUUCAACAUCCCUAUGCAGCUCCGGAUCUACAGCAUCGAGGACCGCACACGGGUCCCAAAUAAAUUUCGUUAUCCCUUUUAUUACGAGAUGUGUUGGUACGUGCUGGAGCGUUACGUGUACUGCAUCACCAGCCGCUCCCACCUGACCAAGGACUUCCAGAAGGAAUCCCUCAGCAUGGAUAUGGAGCUCAGCUCCUCAGACUCUGUGAACAUGGAAGAGGAGGAGGAGGAGGAGGAUGAUGAGGAUGCAGCAGGGAAGGAAUCCCGGCGCCCCACGACCAGGAGGUCCAUUCUCACCAGCCCCAUUGCCAACGGUGCCAAUGUGGACUAUGACGAACUGGGCAAGAGCUGCCGGAGCAGCCUGCCAGGUCUCAAGAAGACCCCAUCCAUAGACUCUUCCGACUCCAGCCGGGGCUCCCAAAACGGCCAGGCCUGGGACCCGAGCGGGGGCAGCCCCUGCAAGAGCAGGAAGGUGCACCUGACCCAAUUUGAGCUGGAGGGGCUGCGCUGCCUCGUGGACAAGCUGGAGUCGCUCCCUCUGCACAAGAAGUGCGUUCCCACUGGCAUCGAGGACGAGGAUGCCCUCAUCGCUGACGUCAAGCUGCUGUUGGAAGAAUACGCAAACAGCGACCCCAAACUGGCACUUACAGGCGUCCCCAUCGUCCAGUGGCCCAAGAGAGAUAAGCUAAAGCUCCAGGCCCGGCUGCGGGUGCGCCUGCCCACCAUCCCCAUCACCAAGCCACACACCAUGAAGCCAGCACCGCGCCCGACUCCCGUCAGGUCCACGGUGUCUCCCAUCGUGUCAGGCGCCCGGCGGAGGCGGGUGCGGUGCCGGAAAUGCAAGGCCUGCAUGCAGGGCGAGUGUGGCAUGUGCCACUACUGCAGGGACAUGAAAAAGUUCGGCGGGCCCGGCCGCAUGAAGCAGUCCUGUGUCCUCCGGCAGUGCUUGGCGCCCAGGUUGCCUCACUCGGUCACGUGUGCACUUUGUGGGGAGGUGGAUCAGAAUGAGGACUCGCAGGACUUUGAGAAGAAGCUCAUGGAGUGCUGUGUCUGCAACGAGAUUGUUCACCCUGGCUGUCUGCAGAUGGAUGGGGAAGGGCUGCUCAAUGAUGAGCUCCCCAACUGCUGGGAGUGCCCCAAGUGCUACCAGGGUGACGACGCAGAGAAGGGCCAGAAGCGGAAGGUGGAGGAGAGCGACGAUGACAUGGCACAAGCCAAGGUGCUACGGCCCCUGCGGAGCUGUGAGGAGCCCCUGACCCCCCCGCCCAACUCGCCCACCCCGAUGCUGCAGCUGAUCCACGACCCGGCGUCCCCCCGCGGGGUGGUGACACGCUCGUCCCCAGGGGCCGGGCCCAGCGAGCACCACAGCGCCAGCCGGGACGAGCGCUUCAAGCGCCGGCAGCUGCUGCGGCUCCAGGCCACGGAGAGAACCAUGGUGCGGGAGAAGGAGAACAACCCUAGCGGCAAGAAAGAGCUGUCAGAGGUGGAGAAGGCCAAGCUGCACGGCUCCUACCUCACCGUGACGCUCCAGCGCCCCACCAAAGAUGUCCACGGCACUUCGAUUGUCCCCAAGCUCCAAGCCAUCACGGCCUCCUCGGCCAACCUGCAGCACUCUCCGCGCGUGGUUGUGCGCCACGCGCCUGCCAGGAUGCCCCUGCGGAGCGGGGGCGACGAGGAGGCGGCCGCCGAGGAAGAGGAGGAGGAAGAGGAGGAGGACGAGAACGCGGAGGAGGGGGGGGCGGCCCGGCUGAAUGGGCGCGGGGGCCGGACGCAGGAGGGCGAGGAGAGCUGCAUCCAGCGCGAGGUCUGGAUGUCCGUGUUCCGCUACCUCACCCGCAGGGAGCUGUGCGAGUGCAUGCGGGUGUGCAAGACCUGGUACAAGUGGUGCUGUGACAAGAGAUUGUGGACAAAGAUAGACUUGAGCAGGUGCAAGUCCAUCACCCCGCAGGCGCUGAGCGGCAUCAUCAAAAGGCAGCCGGUCAGCCUUGACCUCAGCUGGACCAAUAUCUCAAAAAAACAGCUUACAUGGCUUGUAAACAGGCUGCCAGGCCUGAAAGACCUCAUCCUAGCGGGCUGUUCCUGGUCUGCAGUCUGUGCCCUCAGUACCUCCAGCUGCCCCCUUCUCAGGACCCUCGAUCUUCGGUGGGCAGUAGGAAUCAAGGACCCUCAGAUCCGGGACUUACUCACGCCUCCAACAGACAAACCCAGUCAGGACAAUCGCAGCAAACUCCGCAACAUGAUUGACUUCCGGCUCGCAGGGCUGGACAUCACGGACGCCACGCUGCGCCUGAUCAUCCGCCAUAUGCCCCUGCUCUCCCGCCUCGACCUCAGCCACUGCAACCACCUCACGGACCAGUCGGCCAACCUCCUCACCGCCGUGGGAUCCUCCACGCGCAACUCCCUCACCGAGCUCAACAUGGCAGGCUGCAAUAAGCUGACGGACCAGGCCUUGCUGUACCUGCGCCGCAUCUCCAACGUCACCCUCAUCGACCUGCGGGGUUGCAAACAGAUCACCCGCAAAGCCUGUGAGCACUUCAUCUCGGACCUGUCUAUCAACAGCCUCUACUGCCUGUCCGAUGAGAAGCUGAUCCAAAAAAUCAGCUAGAGACCCUCCCCGGGGCAGACUGAAGAGAAGGAAAAGAGCCCAUCCCGCCCCUCUUGGAGAGCCCCUCCUCCACCUCCCCCCCUUGCCCUGCGUGUCCUGCCGCUGCCUCCCACCUGACUCGGCAGGCAGGGCCAUCGCUGGCCUCACUCUACUGUCCUUCCUCCUCUCCUUCCCCGGGACUUCUGCCGAGGAAGAUGUCCCGCCAGGCUGGCCAGUACCAGAGGAGGAACAGGCACAUGGCAGGGAGCCUCGGCCUGGAGGCUGGCCGCUCCCGAGGCGGGGGCUGUAACAGAGGCCUCUGUGCAGAGAAAUGGGGCACCCUCUCCCCCCAGCUUUUCCCCUCUUCCCCGUCCUCUCCUUGCCUUGAAACACUUGUCACUUCCCUGGUAGCACAAAGCUUGAGGGUCAAGGUCUCUCCGAGGAAGUGGGAGCAGAGCCAGAACACCCCAUCCCUUCUGUGCUGCCACCAGCUCGGCACUUCCCUGUGCUCUUCCCCCCUUUUCCCUUCCCCUCGACUGGCUGCAGGGGCUGAUAUCCAUGGCCCUCCUCCCACACAUCCAAGUGGUUCUUUAAGCACCCAGGGCAGGAGCCCUGUGGCUGGGGUGUCCCAGGAGCAGGGGCUGGGGGAUAACUCGUCUGAGGGGAUGGAGCAGGGGAGAGCCCACAGGUACACCAGAGCUCAGGGAGGACUCGGUAAGCAUCAGCCAGGGGUGAGUGAGCGCGGGGUGGGGGGGGGGUGGGGGGGGGGAACGACAGGAGCUGCCUCCUCUUCUUGCCCAGCUCCCGGCACCAUGAAGCACUCUGGGGCUGGUGGGGUGAGGGCUGCUCUGCGGCCUGGGACCGAACUGGCAUCGUCCUCUCCUUUCCCCCCCCCCACCCCCUUUUCGCUGCCGAUUUUCCUUUGCAAUGAAUGGUUGGUCCAAAGAACCUCUCUCUAGGGCAGCAGAGAGCUUUUUGCACUUUAAAAAAAAAAAAACAACAAAAAAAGACAAAAAAACAAAACAACUAAAAAAAAAAGCCAAGGAAAAAAAAAAAGAAAGGAAAAAAGGUUGGAAUCUUCUUUUUCUGGGUCACUAUUUUAUUUCCCUCCCUGUCCUGCCUGUGCCUGGACGCUCCCCCUCUCUGUCCCCCUGGUGUCAGCACCCUGCUCUCUCCCUGGCAGCAUACUGAUAGCACAAUCCGGGGUGUUCCCUCCGUGCCACCACCGGUCCCCGGCCCCGCAGGGCUCCCGGGCGGCAGCCCGCACCCCCCCCCCCCCCCCCCCCGCGCUGCUUCAGAAGCAAUAAAGGAGGAGAGGCGGUUCGCGGGGUCUGUCCCCGGUAGGGGGACACCAGGGGACAAUCCCGCAGUGCCUGUGACAAGGGGCAGUGCGGCCGAAGCGGAGCCGGAGCAGGAACCCCCCCCCAGGCGAGAGGAGGAGCCUUCGGCCUCUCUCGGCGGUGGCUCCCGGGAAAGACAUCGGAAGAAUUAAAGCUUUUCUUUUUCCUUUGGAUUCCUUUUGAGUUUUGCAACGCGAAAGAAAAUUUCCAGAGCUGGGGUUGAGAGGGGCGAGGCGCACCCUCCUCCGCGGGGACAGCACCCCCUUCCCGCCGUGUCCCCGCUCUCCAGCCGCAGAGACUCCGGCGUGCAACCCUCCUCACCACCCCGGCGUGGUGCAUAUCCACGAGGAAGAAAAAAAGAGAAAUAUAUAUAAUAAAAAUCACUUAGUGAUUUAAAACCAACCCAGCCUGCUCCCUAAAGACAACUCCUGCAAGCAAAGUCACUUGUUUAAGGGUUUGGUUGUGGUUUUGUUUCGUUUUAAUCCCCCUUCCCUCCCUUCCUCCUUCCCUCCCUUCCCCGGAGAAAUAUUGUAAAUAUCUAUUUUUUUGUUGGCGAUUUAGAGUCCAUCUCUGAUGUUUGUGCUUUAAAAUUAAAUGUAAGCAUUAAGGGUAAAAGCAAA
Messenger RNA from Serinus canaria (Common canary), 5670 nucleotides. It is a transcript of the gene KDM2A, whose product is annotated as lysine demethylase 2A. Bases 111 to 3731 code for a protein of 1206 amino acids. Lineage: Eukaryota; Metazoa; Chordata; Aves; Passeriformes; Fringillidae. The transcript has 22 exons. The record is from RefSeq and is a predicted model, not a curated record. Gene Ontology annotation, molecular function: transcription coregulator activity; zinc ion binding; DNA binding. Gene Ontology annotation, biological process: protein demethylation; regulation of transcription by RNA polymerase II.